AUGGAUGGUGUCAAACCAAUUCAUACUCCACUUAGUACUUCUGGAGAUAUUUCUUCUGAUCGUAGCACUUUAUUGACUGAUGCUACUGAAUACCGUAAUAUUGUUGGUGCUUUGCAAUAUUUAACAUUUACUCGUCCAGAUCUUGCAUAUGCUGUCAAUAAAGUUUGUCAAUUUAUGCAUGCCCCUACCGGAUUUCACUGGAGUUUAGUUAAGCGAAUACUUUGUUAUCUCAAGAAUACUGCUACCUUUGGUAUAUUUCUUCGGUCGUCGCCUUCUCUACAGCUAUCCUUUAGUGCAUAUCCUGACUCUGAUUGGGCUGGUUCUCUUGAUGAUCGUCGCUCUACUAGUGGGUAUUGUGUCUAUUUAGGUGGAAAUAUUAUCUCUUGGAGUGCUCAUAAACAGAAAACAGUAUCUCGUUCCAGUACUGAAGCUGAAUAUCGGGGUCUUGCCAUUGCCACUGCUGAAAUUAUGUGGAUUCAAUCACUUCUUUCAUAA
This is a messenger RNA of Papaver somniferum (opium poppy), 495 nucleotides long. RefSeq lists its product as uncharacterized. The transcript has a single exon. The record is from RefSeq and is a predicted model, not a curated record. Bases 1 to 495 code for a protein of 164 amino acids. NCBI's taxonomy places the organism in Eukaryota, Viridiplantae, Streptophyta, Magnoliopsida, Ranunculales, Papaveraceae.